AUGACCUUCGCAUCAAAAUUAUUGAAACAGUAUACUGUUGGGCUCUUGCGAUCACAUCCUUACAAAGCCCACUCUAUCCCCGGCCCGGCUAGGUUUAUCCAGGCUUCUCAAUGUGUCGAAGAAGAGCGCGCACCCAAUUACAAUCCCAGGCAUUUUUGUCCCAUCCAACUCCAUUCGGUAAUUGCCAACAGAUAUCAAGUGGCUUCUAAACUUGGGUGGGGGACCAGCUCGACAGUCUGGCUGGCUAGGGAUCUUUACCAGUGGCGCUGGCUUCCUCCACGUUAUGUCGCGAUAAAGGUCAAUGCAAAUAAUUACAAGUCUAAAGAAUACACCGAAAUGGAGUUACGAAUCACACAGCGUAUAACCCAAACAAAUGCAGCCGACGACGGCCGGUAUUUUGUCCGCACUUUGCUUGACUCAUUCGACUUGCAGGGGCCAUACGGCGACUAUAUUUGCAUGGUCUUUAACCCCCUCUACGAGCCUUUAUGGAUACUAAAACGGCGCUUUCAAGGUAGCGUUCUUCCCAACGAUGUUCUAAGGACCGUCAUACAGAUGGUCGUAAUAGGCCUUCAUUAUCUUCAUACCCACUGUCAUGUUAUCCAUACAGAGGAUCCACUACCUCACAAAAUUUCCGAUGAUCGAGCAAUAUAUCUCUCACGCAACGACUUUGGCUUUCAAGCAGACAACGUAGGUGUGCCAGUGAUCACGGAUUUUGGGCUUUCGGUUUGUGGAGACAAGGGCCCUCACAAGCACUCUAUUCAACCAAAUGGCCCUGAAGCCCCAGAGAUUAUAAUUGGAGCCAGUUGGGACGAUAGUGUUGAUAUAUGGAAUCUAGGCGUAUUGAUCUGGGAACUGCUUUGUGGGACCGGCCCUUUCGAUUGUUCAACAUCAUCUUCAGAUUCAACUUACAGGGAAGAAAAGCAUUUGGCGUCUAUUAUCUCCUUGAUCGGCCCUCCGCCAGAGGAUAUGCUUAGGCGAGGAAGUCGAAGUUCGCGAUAUUUUAAUGACGAUGGUCAAUUCAAGUUUCCCGGUCUCAUUUCGAAAGAACGAGGACUUGAAACAAAGCUUACGGUCAUCGAAGGGCAUGAGAAGCAGAUGUUUUUGAAUUUUGUCUCUAGACUGCUCCAAUGGCGACCAGAGGAUCGAGCAACUGCAGAGGAACUACUCUCAGAUCCCUGGCUGAAUGAAUAG
Penicillium olsonii is the source of this 1191-nucleotide messenger RNA. The record is from the annotation of a GenBank genome assembly. Lineage: Eukaryota; Fungi; Ascomycota; Eurotiomycetes; Eurotiales; Aspergillaceae.